Messenger RNA from Fomitopsis serialis, 2856 nucleotides. RefSeq lists its product as uncharacterized. The transcript has 17 exons. The record is from RefSeq and is a predicted model, not a curated record. Lineage: Eukaryota; Fungi; Basidiomycota; Agaricomycetes; Polyporales; Fomitopsidaceae. Bases 1 to 2856 code for a protein of 951 amino acids.
AUGUCACGACAGUACGACUCGAGUACGCCGUCGUCCGAGGACCCUUCGCCAAAAUCCACGAUUCCACGUUCUAGCACUGGCUCGCCGCCAGGCAGCGCAGGCGAGCAGGAACGUCCCAGUACCGGAGACGUCGACCAGCCUUCUUCGCCCCCGCAAUCGCCUCCGGGCAAGUCGUCGAGCUCGGAGGGCUACCCCUCCUGGCUCCCCAAGCGUCCUCCUCCACCCGCGCCGCGUUCCACUUUGCAGUCCUCUGUCGCUGGCAUGUACACUGGCGCUGAGCCCGGUCCGAGCACUGAGCCGUUCGUAGGCGGGCGGAAACCUACGCCUCGCUCGGGGUCAGGCGACCAGGCGGAGAAAGAGUCCAAGGCACGUCGCGAGCCCACGGAUCAGUCUCGCGCGUUCUCUGGGCCCGCGCACGCACGUGUAUGGUCGCGCGCGACGAGCGCAGGCCUCACGCCGACGUUGUUCUCGUCGGGCUCGCCUCAGUUUCCGCGGCCGCGGUUUCGCUCGGCUGGGCUCCACUUGGAGCUGCUGCGACACCCUUCAUGGAGGAUGCGCUGCUUAUUUUUCUUCUUCCCUCUCUUCGUCUUUGCGCACAUCCCGCUGCAGACGUUCUUCGAUUUCAAUGCUGUAUUCAUCUUGAUUCUUUCCCAACCCUCUGCGCCUGGUGUGCCCGGCUCGGGGCGGGAUUGGGCGCUGGCUGCAGCCGCCUACAUUGCUUGCUGGUUCACCUGGAUCGUUGUAAUUUCUAUUGUAUAUGAGCUCCUCUAUUCUUUCACCCGCCGUUGGAGAGUCAAACGACCGCUAAUGUUCCCCCUGUACAUAUCCUCGCCCGCAUUCAACCUUGUCUCCAUGACGUCGUACACCAACUUCUGCUUCAUGUAUCAUAUCCGCGUGUCCGCCUUCACCGGGGAGCACGCCUCCUUGCGCGACGGGCUUGCCGAGACGGCACAUUAUUACUCACAGAAUGGCCGACUGUCAUCCUGCUCAUGCCGCCCCGGUGCGAUCGCGCAGGACGACGCUGGGAUCAGCCCACGGGACGGGACGUUCUUCCGUGCGGACGGCACUCUCACCGACUACGCCCGUGGCGUACUCAUUGCCAACGCUGCUUGGACGGCUAUCGGCCUCUGGAUUGUCAGUGGGCAGGGCUGUGCCGGCCUCUGCGGGCCACGCUAUCGCUGGGAGGAGGAUGACGCCGAGAAGACGGCGACGCUCGUGAACGACACGCUGUCCGAGCAGGACGCACUCCCGUGGUCGUGGAAGGAGUGCACGCUCCUGCGGAUCAAGGACGCGCACGACUUCUGUCUGACGAAGCAGCCGCGUGGCCCAGGUCGCGAGUCGCGCGAGCCGUCCGUCCCUAUCGAGGGCAUGGAGCGCAUCUUCGCAGCGGUGGGCCUGCCGUCGGCGCAUCAACCCGCACGGCGGGGUGUGCUCUCGGACGAGCUGUUUGCGACUCCGGAGCCGAUGGACGAGGAGAAGCGCCGCAUGAGCAAGUCGGCACCGGAGCUGUCGAAUAUCGCGUAUCCGCCGCCGACGGCGAAGCUGAAGGAUAAGCAACCUGCGGCCCCGCCAUCGUCCUAUCCAUUCGCGGCAUACCCUGCACAGCUGUCCUCGGAGGAGAGCGUACCGUUCCCGCCAUCACCUGAACCCGAUGAGAAGGAGGAGGAACAGGAGGGCGAGGAGGAGGAAGGGGAGGAGGAGGAAGAAGAGGAGGAAGAAGCAGAGGGGAGCGGAGAACCCUCAGACAGACGGACUUCCGGUUCGAUGUCCAGUCUCGGACAACCCAUAGCCUCGAGAUAUCCCUUCCAUGCUUCCCCCGCGUCACACAGGUCUCAUAUGACGCGGUCCACUCCUCAGUCGACUUCGACGCCGUCGCGAUCGACUCACACGCAUUCAACGCCGUCGACGCGCCUCUCACGCUCGACGCAGUCGACAGGCAACCAGGAGUCAUCGGACUCACCGAACGGAAGCUCCAACGCGCACAAUAGCUCGAUGUCGUCGAGCUUCGGUAGCGUCAUCCCAAUGCCUCCGAGGCAUCCGCAGGUACAGAGGAGGGCAAGAGCAGGCACAGUGCCCGCAGUGCUCGCGUCCCCCACGCCUGCUGUAUAUCCUGCGGGACGGCCGCGUGCGCGGACACGCACCGAAAGCGUGCUCCCUGCGCCUGACUCGUCACUCAUGGACGAAGCAGAACAGGAGGAUAGCGUAGGCUUGCUCCUCCGUCAUCGGGCGAGUGGCCUUUCGCAUCGGCGGGCUAACGGCUCCCGCUCGCGCUCUGGUAGGGGAUCAGGUUCCGGGUCUGGGUCGGGUUCAAGAUCGCAGUCCCGCUCGCGCACGAACUCGGCCACCUCGCGCUCGGACUGCGUCGAGGUCAUCCUUGGAUCUGCACGAUCCCGCGCACAUUCCAUGUCGUCCGCUUCGGACGCGGUUCUGAGCAGUCCGGAGAACCAUACGUUUGGUCAUCCUCUCAGAGAGCAAUGGCGUGAGGAGGAAGCAGGACAGGGUGGAGUUCCUGAGGUCCCGGAAGUUUCUGGUUCAGAUCCACAUUCGGGCGGAGAAGGCGACGAACAUCCGCACGAGCUUCGAGAAGCUCGCUCGACUCUGUCAACGAACGCGCCCUCUGCCCACGCACCCUCGGAGCAGACAUCUGAAUGGAGUUCGCACACUGAACGUCUUGGGAUCCCCAUUGUCGGUCGGCGACCUGCCGCCGAAGAGAGCCAGCCCGAUAUCAGCACAGCGGAUCAGUCGUAUGUGACCGCCCCGGCGACGGUCCAAGGAUCAACGACGCCUUCCGUGCAGACCCUUCAAGCUGGGAUUAUUGCUCGCAUCUUCAUCCCCGCCUUCCCCCAUCCCCCUUAA